UAAAAAGAAAAUGAUUGGAAAAUUUAUUCUGUUGUUGAGCCUUCUGUUGAUAUCAACCACUGGCCAUGUAUGCUACAAACAUGAGGGAGCUGAUUGGGAAACUGGAGCCUGCGCAUCAGGUUCUCGUCAGAGCCCCAUCAAUAUUAUUACGGCUAACGUCAGAGAAGCAGAAGAUGUUGAACUAUUCAUUUCAGGUACUGACAUUACCACCGGUUCCAUACUCUAUCAUGAUCAUGAACUUAAAGUAACUUACUCUGGAGCCACUGCCAAGUACACUUCUGAAGAUGAAGAUAGUGAAUGGGCACUAGCCCAGUUCCAUUAUCAUGCUCCAGCAGAACACAGAAUAGAUGGCAAGACUCAUGACUUGGAAAUGCAUAGUGUUUUUGUAUCAAAGACUAAUCCAGGUCAGCUACUCGUUGUAGGAGUGAUCUACGAGCUUGAGCAAGGAUACGAGGAUGAUGAGUUCAUUGCCUCUCUUGCUUUGGAAAACCUCGUUUCAAACCCUACCACUGGCCACAUUGAGAAUGUACCAAUGGAGAACUUCUAUAACAAGUUUAGCAACACAAAAAUGUACAACUACAAAGGAUCUCUGACCACACCUCCAUGCACUGAGAGCGUGGAGUGGUUUGUAGUUAAAGAAAUUCAAAAAAUCAACCCAUCUCAGCUUGGAAGAUUCACGAGCAAGUGGGCAGGACUUAGUACCUUUGCUGAAGGCAAGGGAUCCAACAGAGUAGCCAUGGAUCUUAACAGGAGAAAAGUCUUCGUGACUGGAGGUGAAGAAUUCAUGGGCAGUUUCAGCUUCUCAAUCCUGUUUAUCGUGUUCUUGGUUAUCUCAGUAAUGCAGAUCGGUCUUGCAGGAGUAUUUACUCUUAAGCUAAAGAGUCCAAAGAAUGCUACAUCCCAGAAAUUUGCAAAGAUUCCUGAGAAAGACAAAAUUGAAGGAACAGAAAGACUUAAUGCGGACUACAAUUACCCUGGAGUCUCUAAACCUCCCCAUAAAUACUUUCAGAGAAGUAUAAGUAAAGAAAUCUAAUCU
Molecule: messenger RNA, 1036 nt
Organism: Moneuplotes crassus
Lineage: Eukaryota; Ciliophora; Spirotrichea; Euplotida; Euplotidae
Source: the annotation of a GenBank genome assembly